This is a messenger RNA of Lasiosphaeria miniovina, 601 nucleotides long. RefSeq lists its product as uncharacterized. NCBI's taxonomy places the organism in Eukaryota, Fungi, Ascomycota, Sordariomycetes, Sordariales, Lasiosphaeriaceae. The transcript is spliced from 2 exons. The record is from RefSeq and is a predicted model, not a curated record. The coding region runs from base 107 to 433 and encodes 108 amino acids.
UAUCAAGCCCCUCAUCCCCGUCCAUUAUUCUCACAUACUUAAUCCAUCUCAUCAACCCCAGCAUUCUAUAAGAUUCCUUAGCCACAUUCUCACAAAACAGAACAUCAUGGAUUUCGUCAACAAGCUUACCGGCGGCAACAAGCAGGAGGACGUGACGGAGCAGACGGGCCAGUCACAGCAGGAGGGCUCGGCCGGGUCCGGAGGCUUCAUCGACAAGCUCAAUACCGCUGCCGGCGGAGGCAAGGAGAGCGAGAAGAACGAGGACGCGGUCGACAAGGGCGUCGACUACGUGCAGCAGAAUGUCUUUGGCCAGGGGGACCAGACCAACGAGAGCGCGCUCGAGCAAGCCAAGGACGAGCAGAUCUCCGACUUCAUCCGCGACAAGUACAAGGACGCCACGGGCAAGGACGUGCCCAUCAAGGACAAGUCGUAGUCUAUAACUACCGCCUUUGGACUACUACCCGAGAUUUACUGUGCCGAACCAUUCUUUACGUGCACUUGCGUCUGGGUAUGGCGAACGAGGAUAUGCAAUUCGUUGACUGCUGCCUCUCUAGACUAGUAUAAUUAGGUACUUGAGCAGCAAAACAAAACAAUACAGGAU